CAACAGCAGCCAUGGAGAUGUCCUACUGCUCUACUCUCCAGCUCCAGGAUGACUCUUUCCUGUUUGACUGCGGGUCCCUGCUGGAGAAAUCUUAUGAUCCUGUGGCCUGUGAUCCAGCCUUGGACCCUGGUUACUUCAGCGCAGGCAGCAGCUUGUCUCCCACCUCGUCUGUGGACUCCUUUAGCUUCUCCCCCACCUCCCUGCAGGCUGCAGGAACUGAACAAGACGCCUUGGACUGUUUCAUCUUUGGCAGCCCCGAGGCACCUCGUCUUACCCACGAGACGCAGACUGUACCCUGCUCCAGACCCAUGGCGACCUCCUCCACCACAAAGAAAUCAAGGUCCAGGUAUCCGGGGAAGAAGCGCCAGACGGCCAGCGAGAGGGAGAAGCUGAGGAUGAGGGAUCUGACCAAGGCCCUGCAUCACCUCAGGACGUACCUCCCACCCUCAGUGGCCCCCGCAGGACAGACCCUGACCAAGAUUGAGACGCUGCGCCUGACCAUCCGCUACAUCUCCUACCUGUCGGCCCAGCUGGGCCUCAGCGAGGAGGUGCUGGAGCAGAGGAGAUCCACUGGUUUCAUGGAGCAGCCCCAAACCCUCAACCAGUUCCUGGAUCAGCCAACAGCCAGCUACAGACCACAGGAAUCAAGCUGCAACACCAUGAGCACAGCACAGCCGUCCUCUCUGCAGCAUGCAUAUCAGGUUUCUAGUGGACUUUGCUUCACCAGCGAGCAGUACUGGAUGCCACAGUAA
Lates calcarifer (barramundi perch) is the source of this 752-nucleotide messenger RNA. It is a transcript of the gene mespaa, whose product is annotated as mesoderm posterior aa. The record is from RefSeq and is a predicted model, not a curated record. The transcript has 2 exons. Gene Ontology annotation, molecular function: RNA polymerase II cis-regulatory region sequence-specific DNA binding; DNA-binding transcription factor activity, RNA polymerase II-specific; protein dimerization activity. NCBI's taxonomy places the organism in Eukaryota, Metazoa, Chordata, Actinopteri, Centropomidae. Bases 12 to 752 code for a protein of 246 amino acids. Gene Ontology annotation, biological process: regulation of transcription by RNA polymerase II; somite rostral/caudal axis specification; mesoderm formation. Gene Ontology annotation, cellular component: nucleus.